AUGAGGAGGCUUAUCCUCCUCCUGAUCCUGGUCUUCGGACCUGGGACAUCGCAAGAAUACCCAAACUAUCAAGAAUUCUCGUCUGGAUCAGGAGGUAUGCCACAAAUUUACAAAAUCGUUAAAUUUAAUUUUUAAAUUUGAAUUUAAUUUUUUUUUAAAUUUUUUAAAAGAUCACUAAAAACUAAAAACCUUUUAUAAAUUAGCAUAUUUUAGAGAAAGGCCUGUUCCCUGAUGUGUUUAACUUGGCCAAACAUUCAGUCAUCAAAGCCACUUCAACUUGUGGCCAUCACGGUCCGGAAGAGUACUGUAAGCUGACAGAGCACGUCUAUCUUCUCAGUCCUCAAUGUGAAACCUGUGAUGCCAAUGUGGCCAAGAAGAACCAUCCUAUUGACAAUGCCAUUGAUGGUACCUGGCUGUGGUGGCAGAGUCCCAGUCUGGCUAAUGGCCUUGCUUACGAGAAGGUGAACAUCACACUGGACAUGCGACAGGAGUACCAAGUAGCCUAUGUUGUGGUGAAGUCUGGUAUCUCUCCUCGACCUGGCACUUGGGUAUUGGAGCGAUCUUUGGAUGGCGUCAACUACACGCCCUGGCAGUACUACGCCCGGCACGAUGCUGAAUGUAUGCGUGAGUUUGGAGUACCAGCCAGUGUUGGGGUGCCACGGUACGCUACAGACACUGAAGUCAUCUGUACUUCUCAGUUCUCGAGACUUGACCCCAUGGAGAGGGGAGAGAUCUACACAUCGCUGGUUACUGGUCGUCCAAGUGCUGAUCAUCCUUCUGAUGAGCUACAACAGUUCACAAGAGCACGUUACGUCAGACUGCGGCUACUGAGUUUGAGGACGAUGAACGCUGACAUCAUGAUCAUCAACAAGAAGAACGAGAAGUUGGACCAGUCUGUCACGAGACGGUACUUCUACAGUAUCUCUGACAUCAGUAUCGGAGGGCAAUGUAUUUGUUCUGGUCACGCUAAAAGUUGCGCUCCUGGAGCUCAAGGGGUGGGUUUGAUAUUACACUACUUAUACUGUAUGGACAGUAUGAGUAUCUUAUGUUACUUUUUUUACUAUGUAAACCAUCAAUUAUCUAACAAAUUUCAGCAAUUCCGAUGUGAAUGUGUGCACAAUACUUGCGGCGACAACUGCGACAGAUGUUGUCCACUGUUCAAUCAGUUACCCUUCAAAAAGGGAACUCACAAUGAGCCUCACGUCUGUGAAAGUAAGUGCUGUUACACCAAGAAUACCUGACAAACUGUAAAAAUGUUUUAAAAUAUUGUUUUAGAGUGUCAGUGCUUCGACCACGCCAAAGAUUGUGUUUACGACCCAGAAGUUGAGGAGAAGAAGCUCAGUGUAACACCUGAGGGUCGAUAUGAAGGUGGUGGAACUUGUGUGGAUUGUCAGGUAAACAUCGUACUAGUAUUGAGAAAGAUAUCAUGAAGUUCAUACUUAUUACUGGCUUACUGUAACCUAACAACCUUUAAAUGUCAUUUAGAGCUAAAAACAUGUUGUUUUUAUAAUAUUAUACCUUUGUUUCUCAAUAGUAAUGUAAUAUUUUUUCCAGCACAACACAGAAGGAAUCAACUGCGAGCGUUGUAAGAAGGAGUACUACCGACCAGCAAACGUAUCUCACUAUCGUCCAGAUGCUUGUCGACCUUGUGACUGCGACCCAGUUGGUUCCGAACACAAUGAAUGUGCCCCAGACCAAACUUCGGCUACUGAAGAUCUUGUAAGUGGUUGAAUACUUACUUUUAAGUACUUCAACAACUUAUCUUGUUGUUAUCGCUUUAUUAAUUUUAUAGGUAUUGAUUUUUUUAGUUUAAAGCUCUUAAUAUUAUUAUAUUUGUCUUAAAUUACCAUUUUUAGAAGCCUGGAAGCUGUAUCUGUAAGCCUGGCUUCGGAGGGCGUCGUUGUGAUCGUUGUGCUCCUGGCUUCAGAAACUACCCCGUCUGUGACCGUUGUCCCUGUAACCAAGCUGGUUCUCUGAACUUUGAGACCUGUGAAGAGACCAACUGUUUGUGUAAGAAGAACGUUGAAGGCGAGUUCUGCGACCGUUGUAAGGCUGGUACCAUCUAUUUGUCCAAGGACAACCCACACGGCUGUCAAGAAUGUUUCUGCUUCGGAAAAAGCUCGGAAUGUCGCGAACAGAAGUGGCGAACAAGUCAGGUAAGUAAAUACAGUUACGUCACAGUAUGUUUGAGAGAUUAUGUAAUUAGUCUCUACAAACACAACAUGUAUGACAUUGUUCCAUUUACAACAUGAUUAAUAUGUUUUCAACAACAUAACUAAUAUCUUGAAGUUGUUCAUGUUAAUAUAGAUAUACUAUAGACAAACAACUUCGUUUUCAGAUCAGCGAGUUGAGUAACUGGACCUUGACCGAUGCCAGAAGCACCGUCGGUGAACCUCUGACUUCAAAGUCAUCAGAACUCCUCAUCUUCAACUCAGAUCAUCAUCCUCAAACACAACAUCACUUGGCCUAUUUCAAUGCCCCUAAGGCGUACACUGGCAGUUUGUUACCUAGCUAUGGCUCCAACCUGCACUACUUUGUGUACUACGUGCCCAGCAACCGAGGAGGACACCCGUACUCAUUGUCUGAUGUUACCCUUGAGGUAAGCAAACUUAUUAUAUUAUUACCGACUGUUACGAUGAUAACAACACUAUCACCAUAACAGUUUGAAAACAAAGUACUGUAUGUUAUAGUACUGUAUACUUGAAUACAAAGCGUACAAACAUAGUUCAGGGAAAUGGCAGAAAGAUCGAGUAUCAUACUCGGCUCAACUUCUUCCCAAGAGAAAACAUCAGUGUUACAGUACCCUUCAAAGAAGUAGGAUGGUACGAUUCCCAAACCCUACAGCCUAUUCGCAAAUCAGAAUUCAUGGAAGUCUUGGCCAACGUUAAUGUCUUCAAAGUGCGAGCGAGAUACCACCAAGACCAGGUUGAGAGCAGGUAAUUUAAUCUUAACCUUAAACUGUAUCAUGAUCUUGGUACUAAACUCUUAGUACCAAGAUCAUAAAAUAUUGGAAGAAAUAGGUUCCUUUUGUUCAUAACAAUAUAGGGUUAUCUAAAACUUUUAACGAUGUCUAUGUCAACAUAGAACUAUUAAUUUAAUACCAUGAGUUGAAUAGUAAAUAUUUACUGUAAUUCUGUGAUACUAACAGUCCGACCCUUAUUUAUUCAAAUUCUGCGUUCGAGAUUCUUUCGCCGCUUCGUCGUGAGGUGAUUCAGAAGGCGGAGAUGCCGGACGAAAUUGUUCCCCAAUAUGUCAUCUUGGCGUGAGUCAAAUAACUAAAAGAAAAUUUUACAGUAAUCAAGCGUGGAUUACCGUAUUCACAAUAAGCAUCUUAUUUUAAUCCGGAUUAACGUAUGUUACAGUACCCAUAGACUAAAACUGUGGAAAUAUGCUGCUUAAAGGACCAGUUCGCCCAUUCAAAUAUCAUUGGCAUUCUGUCGCAAAAAUUUGACGUUUAUUUUUUUCGCAAAAAACCUGAGCAGGCCGGUCCCAAAUUGGAGAAUUCAUACCCACUCACGUUUUUUGAGAAAAAUGAUUUUGAUUGAAAUUGUUUGAUUUUCAACGCUUUUUGCGACAGAAUGCCAAUGAUAUUUGAAUGGGCGAACUGGUCCUUUAAUAUUGGAAAAACCCACCCUUCUUCCGAAUUCUUGAUUUAGAAUCCUCUUAAGUGGCACGGCCCGUGCCUCGUCAUCUGUAGCCAUCUGAGCUUGAGAACAUACGAAAAGAUACAGUACUAAAUAGCACCACCACAUAGCUAAUUUCAUUCCAAUACUGACUCUUUUCGACCCGAUAAACCGACCAAACGCCCUGAGGGCGGAUCGAAUUUAACUCCAUUAGGUUAUUAGAGUGAGUUAUAACUCGUAUGUGUAGAGUUACGAGUCGCUGUGUAGAGUUACAUUCUGUUAUGUAAUGUCUGAACAUUGUCGUGUUCGGUUACCACGACGUCAUAUCGUAUGUCGGGUCGAUCGUAUCUCUACAAGAUGACCUAUGUCGCAGGUCGGGUUACUGUCGAUGACUUAUUCUGGCUUACGUGAUGAUGAAUUGUCGUCAUACAAACAUAUAAUAAGUUAGCUCAUCAUCGCAUAUGUAUCGCCAUAUGAUAGCAGACUAUGUAGGAAUAGGUAUACAAUUAACAUUAAAAACGUUGUUUUUAAGAUAAAUAAAGCUUAAAAUUGAAUAUAUUUUGGCAGUUUUCAUAAAAACAAACAAUUACAGUAUCUCCGGCUUCAAACUCGAGACGGCCGAGGCAGCUGGAAGCCGAAGUCAAGAAGAUGGCUACACUUCCCAACUGGUACAACGUCAUCCAGUAGAAGUUUGUGAAUGCCCACCAAACUUCCAUGGCUCCAGCUGUGAGGUAAGUGUGGUACUAUAACUUAUGUAUUAUUAUAGUAUACUUUAACAUUUAACUCUCAACGUAUACCUUAAGUGUGGUACUAUACCUUAUGUAUUAUUAUAGUAUACUUUAACAUUUAACUCUCAACGUAUACCUUAAUGUAUUUUUUGUCCACCUUAUAAUAUAUUACCCUUUCAGGCCUGUGAUGUUGGCUUCCGCCGUGUAAACAACCGUAUCCAAGAUGGAGUAUGUGAGAAGUGUAACUGUCAAGACCACACCGACCAAUGUGAUCCCUACACCGGUCACUGUAUCAACUGUCUUCACAACACCACUGGUACUCAGUGUGAGCACUGUCUUCCAGGAUAUUACGGUAACCCAGCACUGGGAGGCCUCGAAGGAGCUUGUCAGCCUUGUGCGUGUCCUACUGUAGAAAACUCCCACUCCCCUUCUUGUGUGUUGGCUGAACUACUACAAGAUGGUGCAGUUGCAGAAGGCGACAAGCUUGUUUGUACUACCUGUGCUACUGGAUACGAUGGAAAUCAGUGUCAACAGUAAGUCUUUUCUACAAUUGCAAAGUUUUCCAUUAGUGUAAGGAUAUUUACAAAAAGUUGCGUAAGGCAGGGUGACUUACCACCAUUAAAUUUCAGAUGUGCUGAAGGCUACUUUGGCGAGCCGGCUGCUCCUAACGGGACCUGUAAGCCUUGCGAAUGUCACGGAAACGUAGAUCCUAUGGAGAUCGGCAACUGUGAUCGUACCACCGGCGUCUGCCUUCGCUGUACCCACAACACAGCUGGGGAACACUGUGAAGUCUGUGAAGAGAACCACUGGGGAUCAGCCCUUCGUCAUGCCUGUUACCCAUGUGAAUGUCACUCCUUGGGCUCGGUAUCUUCCCAAUGUAACGUCGAGACGGGCGUCUGCGAAUGUGUAGAAGGCUAUACAGGUCAGAAGUGUGAUAGAUGCCUGCCUGGUCACGGUGACGUCGAGAACUACUGCCCACCUUGUAAUUGUAGUCCCAUUGGUGCCAACGGCGAGAACUGCGACGAGAGUUCAGGACAAUGUCUCUGUAAGCACGGUGUAUAUGGGAAACAGUGUGAUCGCUGUUCUUCUGGCUACUACGACUUCGGUGAGAAUGGCUGCAGAUUCUGUGAGUGUAACGCUUUCGGCUCCAUCGAACAGAAUGUCUGUCACAAUGUCACCGGAGAAUGCCAAUGCCAAGCGUAUGUGCAAGGCAGUAAGUGUGAAGAGUGUGUUCCCGGCUACUUCAAUAUCACCUCGGGAACUGGCUGUCAGGAUUGUGAAUGUAAUGGCAUUGGGUCAGAAGACAACACUUGUGACCUGGUCAGUGGACAAUGUAGAUGUAAGCCUGGAGUAACUGGUCUCAAGUGCGACAAAUGUGCUCCAAAUCACUUCGGAUUGGACAACGACGGAUGUAAACGUAGGUUCUCAACUUACUUUAGCUUAUGUCGUCUACAUCUCAUUAAGAUACCAGUACCUUUGUCACUGCGUUAACCUUACAAUCAUUGACUUCAGAAUGCCAAGUGUGCCCAGCCCCAGGGCAAGUGUGUGACUCAGUAACUGGAGAAUGUGUAUGUCCUCCAAACACCGUGGGCGAAGUCUGUGAAUCUUGUACCAACAACGCAUGGAACUACGAUCCCCUGAAGGGCUGUGAACUGUGUAGCUGUAAUGGAAUUGGAGCUGAUGGAUUUGAAUGUGACGCUCGUAAUGGACAAUGUAAAUGUAAGCCUGGCUACGUUGGUCAUCAGUGUGAUCGCUGUGAACCUGGCUACUUCAAUUUCCCGAACUGCGAGAAGUGUAGCUGUAAUGUAGCUGGUACCGAGCCUACCGAAUGUCAAGGUGAUGACUGUUUGUGCAGUAACGAUGGACAAUGCCAAUGCAAGGUAAGUGGUUUAAUUUUUUAGCGUAUUUCAUUUCGGCAUACAAAAAAUAAUGUCAAGUAAAGCGAUCAUUGACUGCUGUUUACCAUCGCUAUGUCAAUAACCAUAAUUCAUAAUACCUCGACUUCAGAAGCACGUAACCGGCCUCAAGUGUGACCAAUGCGAAGCCAACUCGUUCAGUCUCGACAAGAGUAACCCUCUCGGCUGCACGAAGUGCUUCUGCUUCAACCGUACCAACUUCUGUGUCCAAUCCAACCGAGUUUGGUCCCAAGUGUAUGCCCCGGAAAGGAAAGUCACUUUCAACCAUCCCUUCGACUACUACAAUCGCAAAUACAACAUCUUUGUCCUCAAGUCCCAACCUCUCAAUUACAACUCCUAUCCCACCAACCAUACUCCACUGUACUGGCCUUUGAACGAACAAUUCCUCGGUGAUCGUACGGCUUCAUACAAUGGCUUCUUGCGAUUCAGACUUCAAACCGACGACAACAACCGCGGCUUCGUCAACGUUCCCCCAGAGCCGAGGUAUUUCUACACAUAUCCUCAAGUUCUACUCGUUGGUAACACCCGCCUCGAACUUGAACACGUCCCAGUAGAGAUCUCUUUGGAUGGCAAGUACAAGGUGAAGCUCCACGAAUCAGAUUGGCGUAACAGAAUCACUCCUCAGAUCCCAGUAACUCGAAAACAGUUGAUGAUCGCCCUCCAGAACGUGCAAGGAGUAUAUGUUAGAGGUACCUACACAGCUGUAACCACACUCGACACAAUCUCGUUGAGUGAAGUCUCUCUCGACAUCGCCGUGGAAGCCUCAGAAACCGAUUCCGAAGCCGUCGCAAUUGGAGUAGAACAGUGUGGAGACUGUCCGGAACAGUACGUUGGUUUGUCGUGCCAGAAUCCAGCCCCUGGAUACUACACAACAGGACCUGACUUGAACACACCCGAUGACAUAGAGCUUUUGGGUAAAGUUACAAAAUGUGCUUGCCACGGCCAUUCUCACCGGUGCGACCCCAACACCGGUCGAUGUGAAGGUUGUGAGCAUAACACCUUCGGCGAACACUGCGAACUCUGUAAAGCUGGCUACUACGGCAAUGCCAAACGUGGAGAUUCAGAAUCCUGCAAGAAGUGUGCUUGUCCAUCUCUGGAAAACUCCUUCUCAAAAAGUUGUAGACUAACUCCAGAUGGCAACGACUACAUUUGUGAAUCUUGUAAGCCCGGCUACACCGGACAGUAUUGUGAACAAUGUCUGCCUGGCUUCUACGGUCAGCCCAGUCUGCCUGGAGGCUCAUGUAAAGAAUGUUCUUGCCACCCACACGGCAGUGUUCACCAUGUAUGUCAUAACACCACUGGGCAAUGCCAAUGUCAAAACGGAGUGGAAGGAAGAGAUUGCUCAGUUUGUAGUCCAAGAAACGCCUUCAUGAACGGAGUUUGUAGCUGUAAGUUAUACCUGCAAUUAAAAAACAAACUUACCUGAAAAGAGCCACAUUUGCCUUGAUAAACAAUAUCGUACCUAAAAAAUAAUUUCUAAAACAAAAUGAUCAGGUAGCCAAAUUACGUUAACAUUAUCAAUUGUAAAAAAACAAUAAAUAAAACAUUUCAGCGUGUGAUCAAGGAUGCUACAAAGACCUGAUGAAGCUGGAGGACUACAUGGAAGACCAGCUAGCUUCAGUUGGAGACAUAGCCGAUGUGAAGCCGCUUCCGCGCAAAAGGUUAACUCGGAUUCAAAACACAGCAAAGAGUAAGAUAAAUCACAAAGUUGACAACUUUUAUUUACACUUGUAAAAAUAUUAGAGUACAGAAAAACAAGAACCUAUUUUAUCACAAUAUAGUGCAAUAUUGUUGUGAAAUUAAUUGAAAUUUCAUGAAACAUCUCUUUAUUUGUUGCAUUCCGAUCAAAAAAUAACGAAAUGUCACAAAAAAAAGUUGUUCCGAACAUAAUUAAUACAAAAACAAGUUCUUCAAAGAAUUUUAUUUUAGCUUUGAACGAGCUUCUGGACACCAUAAAAACAUCCGAAUCUGAAGCCCAAAACCUUCUGACCGGAUUCAACGAAGAGAAUCGCCAUCUAAAGCAAGCUGGACUUGUCGAUCAGGAAUUCAAGCUCCUGAACGAAAAGAACGCGGAUUCUUCAGAGAAAUUGGAAAAGAUCAAACAAGAUUUGGCCGACAUUAGGAAGACCAUCUAUAACACCAACCAAGAAGUGAACCAAGUACACCAACAGCUGUCCCAGUUUACAAAAUCUUUCGAUCAGGCAAAGAAUCUGCCAGCUACACAUUACCUGAAGACAGAAGCCGAGAAGUAUCUUGGUGUUGUCAAAGAUCGUGCUCAAGAGAUAGACAAGAAGUACAACUAUGCGAAACAAAACGCUGAGGAUGCAGACGCCUUACUCAAGGAGAUUCUGUCCAAGAAGUUGGAUGAGAACAUCUAUGAGGCCGCCAAGACCUCGUCAGACAGAUUCCAAAAGCUAGUCAAGGAAUACCGCAACACCAUCUGGGAACAGGGAAGAGCCAAGGCUUUUGAUGCUAGAAGUUUGACUACAUAUGUGCAAAGCAGGCUGGACGAUUUGAACAACAUUGUAAACAACAUCAACGUGUACAAGAAGGAAUCAGAAGAGAAGUUGGAGCAAGCCCGCCUGAAUGUGGAGACUUUGAAGAGAUUGAGUAAGCAAAUGUACGAUGAUCAUCAAGAGAUCGAGUCGAAGCAGUUGCCUGAACUGAAGGAGGUAAAAGAACAGUUGAACGACAUUCUAGACGACACUUCUCAAGCUCUUAAGGAUUACAAUGACAAGCUCUACGAAGCUCAGAAGCGUGCCAGUGAUUUGGAUCUGGAAGCCAUGAAGUUGAAGCAACAAUUCUCAGAUACCAAGACCUUCUCCACCCCGGCUUUGGCUGCUUCUACUGCCUACAAAGAGAUUGCUGAAGCCAUGAAGAACGCUAGCCGAGCAGCUGCAAAGGCCAUUGAAGACGCUGAAGCUGCCAGACAAUUAGUUGAUCCUUCUAACGCUGAAUCCAUUGUCACGGAAGCUCAGAAGACGCUGAAGCAGAACGAUGAACUCCAACGAUCAGUUUUCGACAAUCAGAUCAAGGACGACUAUGUAGUGGAGAACAAUCAGAAGCUGAACGAGAUGCUAAACAAACUAGAUUCGUUCGGAAUUGACGUUGAUAGUAACAUCACCAAGAUCAGGAGAGAUCAAGAGUUGUUCGACGACCAUCACGAGAGAGUCGACACUGUCAACAAGAACAUCGAGAGAGCUCAGAAGACCGUGCAGGAUACUGAAGCUAGAUUGGGAAGCUUGUUUGACGAUGUAGAUUCUUUGAAUGAUCGAGUUCAAUCUGUCGGUAACAUUGACGUGGCCAAGAUCAGAGAGAGUAUUGCCAAUGGUAAGUGUCCUCUUGUGUGUAGUAUUUAACAACUAUUUAUAGUAUAUGGGUACAAUAAUAUUGCAUGUAACAUUUAGCUGUGUCGUAAUUUUUGUUAUAUUUUUUUGUUGUAUGAAUGCUUAUGAUGAUAUGGUGCGUUCAAAAUUUAAUUUUAGUGUCAAGUGUUGCCGGAACAAUCUCGUCGAUGGCUGAGAAGUUGGCCGAGGUCAGAGAACGAUCCGCUGCUCACGAAGGUCAGAUCACGGAUAUUAAACGCAACCUGAAUGUUUUAAAGGAGAAGAUUAACGAGGCCAGAGAGAAGGCAUCGAAGGUUCGUCACUUUAGAAUAUAUCUUACUAAUUAAUUGACGUAAACAUAAAUUUCAAAAAAUAUUACGUAAACGUCUUUUCAGAUCAAAAUCGCUGUGAAGUCAGACGAAGAGAGAGACUGUAGCCGAGAAUACAUUUCUCCAAUGAGUCCGUCGCCUACAAACACCAUCAGUCUGAAAUAUCGUCCAGCGUUGGAAUCUCCAGAUUCUUUGAUCUUCUUCACUGCAACCAAAGGAACCAGAACUGUAAGUUUGUCAUCGGAAUAUCUAACUUUACUUUGUUUUACCCAACUUUCCAUAUUAUUAUUCAUUUUUCAGCAAAACCGUGAAUACCUGGCAGUUGAAUUGAAGGCCAAGAAGAUCUACAUUCACUGGGACAUUGGAGCAGGCCGCAGAGAUGCAGCCAUCAUCAAGAGGAACAUUGUCUACAUUCCGGCAUCAGACCGUCUCACGUGGUAUCACAUUGAAGUCAACAGAAUCGGAAACUCCAUCAAGGCUUCUGUAGUCUUGAAGCAGGCCGUGAACGGUGAAGAAGCCAAGAACGUUGACGAACCAACUGAGAUCACAGUGGGAGAGCCAGAUGUGAACGAUGAUCUGUACCUGAACACUAACCCCGGCUACACAAAGAUCUACGUUGGCCAUUCUGAACCUCAGGUUACAGAAGAGCUCGGCUUCGGCACCAACAAGUUCCGUGGUAUUCUGGGAGAGAUGGUCGUGGACGGAGUCAACGUGCCGUUGUGGGUGUUCGAUGCUUCUAAUGGACGAUGUGAAGGUGCAGCUGGAGUACCGACAUCAGCUUCGAGUGGUCACAUGUUCAGAAAUGGCUUCGCUCAGAUCAGAAUGCCGAUGACGGAGCGUGCCAACACUAUGAUCGUGGUCGUGUUCAGUGCCUACUCUAAGAACGGGUUACUGUAUUUCCGCGGAAGUCCAGAAUCCAAGGAUUUCUUGGCGAUUCAGCUCGAGAACGGUCAUGUCGUUGUCAAGGCUAGAAUUGGCGGUACAGCUGUGGUCACCCUUAGAUCAUCACUCAACUCGUACGCUGAUGGGCGUGCCCACAAGGUUAGAACGAUCAGAAAGGACAAAGAGGUAUACCUACAUGUUGAUGAAGGAAACGGCCAAGACAAGGUGUCUUCCAAGGUUGACGGUGAAGACAGUUUGGUGCUACAGAUCCAGAACAACGAUCACUACGUUGGUGGAGUACCUCCAGACUUCCACAAGUCGGUGUUCGAUGCUGAUGGCAUUCAGUUCCAAGGGUUCUUCGGGUGUAUUCAGUCGAUUCGACCUACUCAAGUCAACGAACUUGACCUCGAUCAUCCGGUCAGGUCGCAGAGGAAAGAAGCCGGAUGCACAUUCUCCGACCAACGUCUCACUCCAAACGACCAUGUUGUUGGCUUCAGUAAGCCAGGCUAUUUGUUGGCCAAGGGCUUCACUUUGGGUAAAGACUCCAGUUUGUCCUUUAACUUCAGAAGCAAACAAGCAGACGCCAUCUUGUUGUACCAGUCGGGUGAUAUCAGCACUGCAGAACGAAGCAAGAGGUCUGUGGAAGACUCUUACAUUGCCAUUUACCUUGUACAAGGUCAGUUGGUGGUACAGUUACAAACCGAGAACGGUGAGAGUGCUACACUCAAGUCGGAACAGACAUACGACGAUGCUCAGCCACAUUCCGUCUUUUUGGCCAGAGGCAACGGACAGUAAGGGAUCUUUUUUAUAUUGUCAUGUUCCAGCAUAAAUUAUUGUGUAACUUUAAAUUAUUUUUACAUUUUUAGAGUUGUUGUACGUGUUGAUGACCACGAUGUCGUGACAGUUGUUCUCGAUGACACUGGCUCGAUUGGAUCAGAUUCAGCAGCUUUGAACCUUGGUGGUCUGCCUUCUCAAGGCAACGAUCCUCCCACCAGUGAAGGCACUUCUGAAGCCUUGAUUGGAUGCUUGUCCAACUUCUUUGUUGAUUAUAAGUAAGUAUUUAUUUAACUUACAACAAUAUUAAGUUCUAUUAUUUUAAAACAAGGUAUUUUAAUUCUAUUUACUUAUAUUGUUUUCAAUGAUCUGGCUUACUAUGUCUAAUAUUCUUCCAGGAAGUUCUCCAUAGUACCUGAAGAACAUCAGUCCAGUCUAGGCGUGUGCGACUUUGCCCAGAAGAUUGAAAUUCCGACCGGUAAGUUUAGUUUUGGAGGCUUGUUACCCUUUGUUUCCCUUAAUGCUUAUUCCUUUGUGCAGAUGGAGAAGAUGAAGUCGAGCCCCGAGGACACGAACGGCGACAUUCCAAACAAGUACUAGUAGUCGAAAAACCAAAACGUAAGUAGCAUCACAAGUGCCUCUUAUCCCAAUUUGUUGACGUCAUGCACUCUAUAUGUCACGUCGAAGAUUGUAUGAAUUAUUAAAAACAACAGGUUUAGUUGUGUUACCUUUAUAUUACAAAGCAUACUGUUUUUAGUACGUCAUGAUACCUGCUACAAUGUAGAAGACAACUCCCAGGACACCUAUCACAAGCAAGGCUACAGAUUUGGCAUCACCUCCUCCUCCCACGCCAGAAUCAACUUCCAGAAGCCAUACCCCGACUACGACACCUUCGACCUCAAAUUCGACAUCAAGACCAAACAAAGGCAUGGUAUCGUAUGGGCAUGGGCCAACUACAAACAAUUCAAUCGCUACUUUUACCUCUAUACCUACAGAGGCUUCUUGGCCCUCGAAAUCAAGGGACAUCGUCAGCCUCGCAAGAUCUACUACAAGCAUCAGAAGGUGAACGACGACGAGUGGCACUACAUCCAACUCUCAAAGCAGGGUCGCAUCUUGACGAUACAAGUAGAUGAACACCCAGCUGAACAGAUGAACGACGUUCCCAACCCGAAGGUCAUGAAGAAGCGGAUGUUCGUGGGAGGCUUCAUUUCGAAGCACAGAAGACAGUUCAACAUCACCAUCCCCACCUUCGAGGGAUGUCUGCGCGACUUCACCGUGAACGGUGUCACUCACGAUCUGUCAUUGGCUAGUCGUGACAUUGUUGGAUGUGUCAAGUCGUUUGAUGCUGACUACCUUCAUAACGGAGGCUACAUGAUGUUCGGUAAGGUUAUUUGACAGCUUUCUUUUUUUUCGCUUAUAUUUUGUAACUUAUGUGUUAAAUAUAUAAUUUUGAAUAGUGAUUGUAAUAUGUGUAUAUUGGUAUUUGCUUUUAGAGCCACUCCUGAGAUUCAGUACGAAGCCAGAAAUCAAUAUUGGGGUGAAUGUGAAGACUACGGAAACAAAGAAAGCGCUUCUGAUCGGUUUGUUCAAUCCAGAGCAAGCUAAUCACCACGAGAAUCAUGUUGCACUACUGAUCGAAGAUGGAGAUGUAAGUCAAUCAUUUUACAUCAAAACUUAUAUAAAUUACUAUAUUAUACCUUCUUCGUCUUAUUGUUUAAGUUUGUAAGCAUUACUUUGAAAUUAUGUUUAGCUGACCUUCCGCAUCAGUCUUCGCCAGCACGGUGUAGCGUUGGAGAAGAAGCUAGACCUUGCAAUGUGUGCUCGAGAGUGGCACCGUGUGUCGCUGUUGAUGGCCGAUCAUACUGUAACCGUGUCAGUAGAUGACCAACAAGCCAGAGUCCCGUUGAAGAUGACCAGAAUGGCGAUAGAACAAAUGAAGCGACUGAAUGUGUUCUUGGGAGGUGCUACAACCCCCAUACAACAACAACUCAACGCGACCUCAACUCAAGGAUGCUACAAGUCCUGGGAGAUGCAAGGCGCAGUACGAUCAUUGAGCACGGCCAUUAAGAGCCACAAGCUGGUACCCGAUGGAUGUCCAUUUGAGUAA
This is a messenger RNA of Bursaphelenchus okinawaensis, 13685 nucleotides long. NCBI's taxonomy places the organism in Eukaryota, Metazoa, Nematoda, Chromadorea, Rhabditida, Aphelenchoididae. The record is from the annotation of a GenBank genome assembly.